Molecule: messenger RNA, 3026 nt
Organism: Musa acuminata AAA Group (dessert banana)
Lineage: Eukaryota; Viridiplantae; Streptophyta; Magnoliopsida; Zingiberales; Musaceae
Product: RING-H2 finger protein ATL46
Exons: 2
Coding region: 1693-2862 (389 amino acids)
Molecular function (GO): ubiquitin protein ligase binding
Source: RefSeq, a predicted model, not a curated record
CAUUGACUUGUAAUAUGCUUUUAUCCUCUUUUAAUAGCUGUUCAUCAUUGCCAUCCUGUCAUCGAUGGUGAAGAUUGUCUUUAUUGACCGGAUUGUUUUUGGUGGUUGAAAUACUUAAUUGCAUCAUCACAGCUUUUCUGAGGAGCCACAUGAUUGAAGCCGUGUUUCAAGCUUGCUCAUGAUUUGGACUGGGCAUGCUCGUGUGCUACAUGUUGAGGAGCACCUUGGGACCUAUACCUUAUAGACUAUGGUCUGGAUUUCUGAUUCCACAGGAAUAGUCAUUGUGUUACACGAGAAGAAAUCCUAUACAUGCAAGAAGACUGGAAGACUUGUGUGGAAAACCACUUAACAAGGUAAUGAAUGAUCUACAGGAAGAAGACUAACAAUGAGAGAUCGAUGAUGGGAAGAAUGAAUCAGCUGCUGGUGUUGCAAUGAGUUCUUGUUGUGUGUCGAAUGUAUUAGCUGAUCAUACUUUGACUGGAAUUGCAGAAUAUGAGUUGAUGAGGGCCUGGCAUUCAUGCACAAGGAGCUUCAUGCAGAUGGAACUCUCUAGUCCCCCAGCAUCUUGAUGAACAACAACAUGGAUCCUUGCAUCACACUGCUUUAAUGACGGCAAUGCAAACAAUGAUCAACACCAUGGGGGGAAAGAAGAUCAAGGAAAACAAGACCAAGAUAGAUCCUUCACCGAAUGCUGCAGGCUUAAUUGUUUGACAGAUUAAAAUCUAUUGUUGUUGUAUGUUUUGUUUGUCAAACUUCCUCAAACCAUCAUAACCUUUUCAAGUUAAUAUGAUGCAUUUUCUUUACCACUUAUGUGUAGGAAAUCAGUACGAUACUAUUGGGGUUUGAGUUUAGGUUUGGUUAUGCAUGUGAUCAACUUGUAACACAUAAACCAAUAGAACUAAAAUAAAAAACAUGUUCAGAGUCCCAUGUUAUGGAAAUUAGCCAAUUAGGGUUUCCAUUCAACAUCACCAUAUAUUUUUAUCAAAGGAGGAUACAAUGAUAAGCUGCUGCUGUUCCCCAUCCCAGCCUUUGUUUGGGCUUGCAGUGCUGCCACCACCCUACCAAACUCCUCUUUCUGUUUUCAAUAUAUUUUUUGGAUCAUAAUUAACUCAUCUCUGUUUUCAACAUAAUGAACUCCUCUCUCUUUUCAAUGUAUUUUUUAGAUCAUAAUUAUUCCUCUGCCAAUAAGCUGUGCUUCCAGCCUAUCACCAGAGACUGAACUGCGCAAAUUCCCAGAAGAGACUGGUCUUGCUACUGAAGGCCCAAAAGACGAAGACCUCAUGCUAACAAGGGAAGCAGAGACCAGUCUCUACCACGCUCUCCCCCCGCCAAGCAAAUCUGAGGACUUCCACUCUCUGAUGCAGCAGUACAGGCCAAACUUGAGGUAACCCCCCAUUUCCCUCACAGCUAAAGAUCAAGUCCUUUCCUUUCUUUCCCCAGGAUCUUGAAGCCCUCCUGAAGUAGUAGUCACCAAGGUUCACAUGGGUGAUCGCACUUGAUCUCACAAGAUUGCAAGCAUCUCAGCCUUUCAUGAACUGUUCUUGGCCUGUGUCCUCUUUGACUAGUGCAAUUUUGUGUUUGUGCUGCUCCUUCCCCUGUGAUCUGAGCUAGAUUUGGAUGCUAGGAAGAAGUGAGUUGUCAGCUCCCUGGUUCUUGAGAUGACUUGUGGUUGGUCUCAGAUCAAGGAAGGAGAUGGUUGCCACACCCUACAAAUCCAUUAGAGCUCCUUGGCUCCUCCCUCAACCCAAGGUUGAUGAUGGGGUUCUCCAUCACCAGUCUUCUCAAUUUGCUGCCUUUCUGAAGGAUUCACUUCCAUGGCCGUCAUCCCAACCCCCACCCCCACCCCCACCCGCAUCACCUUCACCGGGCAGUAGGAUUAGCCCCGCAGUCCUGUUCAUCAUAGUCAUCCUUGCGGUGGUCUUCUUCAUUUCCGGCCUCCUCCACCUCUUGGUCAGAUUCCUCAUCAAAAAGCACCCUUUUUCCACCACCUCAUCCCAUCCGGAACGGCCACAGGCCGGCGAGCUCGCCGGCUCCGACGCGCUCCAGCGCCAGCUCCAGCAGCUGUUCCACCUCCACGACUCGGGCCUCGAUCAGGCCUUCAUCGACGCGCUGCCCGUCUUCCUCUACAAGGAGAUCGUCGGCUCCAAGGAGCCAUUCGAUUGCGCGGUCUGCCUGUGUGAGUUCGCCCAAGAAGACCAGCUUCGGCUUCUGCCGGUGUGUGGCCACGCUUUCCACAUCAACUGCAUCGACACAUGGCUCCUCUCCAAUUCCACCUGUCCGCUGUGCCGGGGGGCGCUCUUUGUGCCGGGCUUCACGAUCGAGAAUCCGGUCUUCGACUUCGACGACCCGAGAGAAGAGGAUGGAUUCCCUAUGGAGCAGGAGGCAGAAGGUGAUGAAACGGUCACCGAGAAGAGGGUGUUCUCAGUGAGGCUUGGCAAAUACAAGAACUUGUGCACCAGAGGAGCUGGGAAUGAUGGUGGAAGUGGCAUUGCUGAUGGUGCUGUGAGAAUGGAGGAAGGAGAAACUAGCAGCAACAACUUGGAUGCAAGGAGGUGCUUCUCCAUGGGCUCUUAUCAGUACGUUCUUGCUGAUUCCAGUCUCCAAGUUACUCUCCCCAGUGGUCGUAUCAAGAAUGGUGAUGCAAAGGGAGGCAGGGGAAGGCGAAUCAACGAGCAGUCUGCAAGCACUGAGGUUAUGGAGGGGAAGAAACUGGGAAUUGGGAGCAGAGGUGAGAGCUUCUCUGUGUCAAAGAUCUGGCAGUGGUCUAACAAGAAGGGAAAAUUCCCAGUGUCAUCGGGUAUUACUUCUCCUGAUGGGGACUUGCCAUGGAUUAGAAGAAAUGUUGGGGAUACACGAAUGUGAUGUUACUACAAUGCCUUGUAUGUUGUUCUUCAUCUGUGAUGGCUGAUUCGAUUCACAAUUCUCUUUUGUUUUGCUUACCUUUCAUCUCAUCUGAUACUUGUUUUCCCAAUGUGGUUUCAGCAAUCCUCAAGAAAAAAUGAUAAUUUUAGCAGCUAGUUGAUGAA